This is a messenger RNA of Labrus bergylta (ballan wrasse), 1618 nucleotides long. RefSeq names its product myotrophin (gene mtpn). Gene Ontology annotation, cellular component: cytoplasm; nucleus. Lineage: Eukaryota; Metazoa; Chordata; Actinopteri; Labriformes; Labridae. Gene Ontology annotation, biological process: regulation of barbed-end actin filament capping. Gene Ontology annotation, molecular function: protein binding. The record is from RefSeq and is a predicted model, not a curated record.
AGAAGAAGAACAUCGGAAACUCUUCUUCUUGUAGAAAGGCGGAUCCCUCUCGACCACUUCACCUCUCACAACUUCUCUUCGGGCUAGUUUUUUUUUUUUUAACACUCCAUUCAAAUUCACAAAUCCAGCCCCAACAACAAAAAAACAAAAAACCCCACCCAGCCUUCCUCUCUUCAUUCAAGACGACGUCGUGUUGAGUGGAAGUCCCGAGUGACUGAACUCAACCUGCUAACUUUUAACACCGGAGCUAAACCGACCUGCAGCACCUGAGCUAACACAGGGGGGGAAAAAUGUCCGAUACUGACUUGAUAUGGGCGUUGCAGACUGGAGACCUGGAAGAGGUCAAAACCAAGCUGGUAACGGCUGAAGAUGUAAACCGGACCCUGAACGGUGGUAGGAAGCCCCUGCACUACGCUGCAGACUACAAUCAGACAGAAGUGGUGUUGUUCCUCCUUUCUAAGGGAGCAGAUAUCAAUGCUACAGACAGGCACGGGUUCACUCCAUUGCUCUGCGCCUGUUACGAGAGUAACGUCGCCUGUGUCAAGGUCCUGCUAGAAAAGGGAGCUGACAAAGACCAAAAAGGACCGGAUGGCGUCAGUGCCUUUGAAGCUGCAGCUGAUAGCGAAGCCAUAAAGGCUCUGCUGAAGUGAGACACAGCGGUGUGGGACGUGGCCGGACAGGUGGGUGAACGAACGGACAGAUGGAUGCAGUGGUCCCUUGACACAAGAUGGACUCGCCCCUUUUACCCCAAUCAACUUCUGUCGUCACACUGCUUUUGUCUGUUUGUUGGAGGUCAUUUCGUCUGUCUGGUGAUUUUUUUUUUUUCUUCCUACACCCUGUUUUUUUUUUCUUUUCUUUUCCAGGUUUUUGGGAUAGGAUGUUUCUCUUCUUUUGGCCUCUGUCUGUAGUCACUUAACAGGCUUGUCAAUUAUGUCUCCCUUAGGGACCAAACACUGGGGGAGUACUCUCGCACCUGGAUCCUAGACCACUGCUCAGACUAGAAAAUCACUCUGUAAUGUAAAAGCAAAGCUAGCACUUAAUUACACAUUUGACGUUUGCCGUUCUCUCUUUAAACUGUAAAGAAAUGAAAAUAGGUAGAAGUGUGUUGACAUUUUUUUACAAAUUCAUUUUAAAUAUUGUUCAGGCAGGGCUUAAUCUCAUGAACAGUAAUUGCACUGUACUACUAUACUAGAUAGUUGAAAGGAAAGGUUGUAAAGUUCCACAGAAAACCUUUCAUUACGUGUGGCCUCUUCCUCUUACCUUGAUUUCUUUUGUAAUAGACCAAACUGUCCUUUCAAUCCAAUCGUGUAAUUUUGGAAAAAUAAGUGGGUUGAGAGAGGUCCGGAGGUUAGGGUUUUCCUUUUCUACUUGGCAUAUCACUAACAUAUCAAAAGGUGUCUUUUAGGGGGGGAAAAGCUAUGUUGGUAACGCAUUAAAGAUGUUCUGUAGACCAAUCACCAUGCUGGGUAACUAGAAAGACUUGAAUGUUGCUAUUUAAAAAAAAAUAUGUUACUGAAUCCCUUUUUUGAAGCAAUGUUAACAUCACAAAAUAGAAUAAAGAAUUUUAGACACAUGUUCAUUUUGUCAUCCCUGGAGCGAGAGUUCAGAGCAAAAAAAA